Staurois parvus is the source of this 481-nucleotide messenger RNA. The record is from the annotation of a GenBank genome assembly. Lineage: Eukaryota; Metazoa; Chordata; Amphibia; Anura; Ranidae.
AUGUGCCACUUUCAGGUCUCCUCACACUGCUGGUGUGUUCCAUUUUGUCAUAGGGUGCUGGCAGAUUACGGGCCUCCCAUUGCUGCUGCCAGGCCUGUAAUCUGCCAUGGGCCCCUGUACCGCCUCCUCAUGCUGCUGCCAGGUCCAGAGUGUCUCAUGGGUCCCUGUACGGCCUCCCAUUGCUGCUGUCUCCAUCGCCACACUCUGCCAUGUGCCACUUUCAGGUCUCCUCACACUGCUGGUGGGUUCCAUUUUUGUCAUAGUGUGCUGUAUGGCCUCCCAUUGCUGCUGCCUCCACCGCCACACUGUGGCUCCACACUCUGGUUUUGGCCCCGUGACUGCCCAAAUGAGUGAAGUGUGCGGUGAUUCUAAGAUCGACGGCACUCAUCUGCAUGUCAUACUGACUGACAGUAUUAUUUCUCUUCCCCAGCAGACUCCAAGGGCAUUUAAAUUAAAGGUACAGUGUUCUGCACUAAUAUAA